Molecule: messenger RNA, 2659 nt
Organism: Platichthys flesus (European flounder)
Lineage: Eukaryota; Metazoa; Chordata; Actinopteri; Pleuronectiformes; Pleuronectidae
Gene: cyld2
Product: cylindromatosis (turban tumor syndrome), b
Exons: 14
Coding region: 136-2238 (700 amino acids)
Biological process (GO): protein K63-linked deubiquitination
Cellular component (GO): cytosol
Molecular function (GO): K63-linked deubiquitinase activity; cysteine-type deubiquitinase activity
Source: RefSeq, a predicted model, not a curated record
AGUCAGGCCUGCAGUCACCUGGGUGUUUCAAGUGCUUUCAUUCAUUUGCGGACUGUGGAGCAGGAAUUACUCUUUACACAAUAAAGCGGUGACCUGCUUCAGAGCUGUUUAUCAGUGGAAAUAGAGGGUGUAAACAUGGAGCCCAAAACUGUCGUGAAGGAGAAGUAUUUCAUCGCGACACGAGGGAAGUCGAGGAAAGGCUUCUGCCGGGGAUGUAUCGGGCGUGUGGAGACAGAGACGCAGAGUGGGGAGCUGAUGGGACUCCUGUACUCUGGUGGCAGCAAUGUCGGGAGCCCCAAGAGCGGCGGCAUGGUGCGGAAGGAGGACACGUACCCUCUGACCCGACACCAGGCCCAGCUUCUGCUCUUCGUCUCCUCUUUCAGCAAGCGCCUGGAGCUGCUGUGCAACCCCCAGCUGUUUUCAGCAAUCUGCGAGCUGACUCAGGACGACCUGGUGAUUGUGAAGCAUAAGAAGGGACACCUGCCCGGCCUGGUGAAGAACCUGAUGCAGAUUGGGAGGAAGGACAACAAAGAUGACCUCUACAUGCUUGGCUUUGAGGUGGAAAUGGUGGACAGUGAUCACAACCUGUCAUCCAAGAAACCCACUCCCCUGCCCUUGUUCAGUGCGGCAGACAUCAUCCAGGUGAUUCCGUCUUACUCGGUCCCCCUCGGACUGCACUGGAAGGACGGACAAUGUCUGAACACAAAAGCGGUGACACGCAUCAACUCCAUGCCAAACACAUGUUCCCGUGCACGCCAAGGGAGAGAGAGCCAUAGGGAGUCCAGUGUCAUUCAGAAACACAGUGCGUCUCCUGCGCCUCUGGAGGUGGGAUCCAUGGUGGAGGUGAUGUCCAACUCUAAGAUCACAGUGUACGGAGUCGUCCAGUGGCUGGGAGUCCCUACAGGAAAGACCGGUGAAUGGGCUGGAAUCGAACUGGAGUAUGAGGUGAAUGGCUGCUCUGAUGGGAAAUAUGGAGGCCAAAGAUAUUUCACCUGCAAAGCGAGCCGAGCUUUGUUUGUUCCUGUCACAAAGUGCAGCCCUGAUGGGAGAUUUGUCUACUCCUCCACAGGAAGUGGGACCUCAAAGCCCACUGAAAUACCUCCAGUUCCUCCAUUUGAGGACCCUGAGGAGGACGCACCACCUAUCCCUGAGUCAGAGGCCUUGUCUUUGUUAGAGGGAAGAAUGAAAGGGAUUCAGGGUCAUAUCAACUCCUGUUAUCUUGAUGCCACACUCUUCAGUUUGUUCAGCACGUCUGUGACCCUGGAUCAUAUCUGCAAGAACCCUGCUGACACAGAGCAACCCAUAACCUGCAGUCUGAGGAAAAUAGUCAACCGAUUACGCAGACAAGGAUUUGUGCCAACUGAGAGCGUCAUGAAUUUCCGCAAACAGCUCGGCUGUGACACAUUUCAAACAGAGGAAAAGGACCCGGAGGAGCUCAUCACAGUCCUCUUUCAGAAGGUGCUCAGCACGGAGCCACUUAUCAAGCUCAGAUCGAGGCGAGAAACAUGUCAGGGUGCCUACACCUUGCAGAUCUUUCUAGAAAAAGAGCAGAUGGGACCAAUGCCCACCGUCCAACAGCUGCUUGACACGUCCUGCCUGUCAGGUGACAUCAAGUUUGAUGAGGCCCCAUACUGUCUCAUUGUUCAGAUGCCACGGUUUGGAAACAAGUAUAAGAUGUUUUCUCACAUCAUCCCCUCCACUGAGCUGGAUAUCACAGAUAUUCUAUACAAUUCUCCAAGAGAAUGCUUCGUCUGUGGACAUUUGGCCGAGUACGAGUGUCUUCAGUGUCUACCAGAUCGCAAACUACAGCCAGGAAGAAUCAAACAGUUCUGCACUACCUGCAACACACAGGUGCACAGACAUCACACCCGGCAGGGUCACUCCCCCAGACCUCUACAGGUUCCAGCAAAUGUCGCCCCUGACACUCCCGUGCCCAGACACGUGAUGCAGCUGUUUGCUGUGCUCUGCAUUCAAACCAGCCACUAUGUGUCUUUUGUCAAAUAUGGCCCUGAUCCGCGCUCCUGGCUCUUCUUUGACAGCAUGGCAGACAGAUGCGGUGAUGAUCAAAGUGGCUUCAACAUUCCAGAGAUCCGAGCUUGUCCGGAGCUGGGCGACUUCCUGUCCCAGCCGGAGGAGGAGCUGGCUCGGGCCAACCCCUCCCAGACUCCUGAGCUGACGCGUAGGCUUCUGUGUGACUCCUAUAUGUUUUUAUACCAGCGCCCAGCCACGCCACUUUGAAAACCAAACAAUCAGGAGCCUUGAACGCCAACAAAGAUGAAAACACGCCGUUCUCACAACAGUGCCCCAAUAACCUUGCAUCUCUGCCUAUCAGCAAUAUGUUCUGUUGGUUAAUACGUCCAAAUAGCAGGAACUGAAGUGGAUGUUUAAAACUAAAUGGAAAGAGACAAUAAGUUUGAAAAGGAAAAUAACAUUGACUUUGCUUGCUCUGUGUCAGUUGAUGUUGACUAUGUAAAAGAAAGAAUGAGGGGUGAAUACAUGAACACACUUUGCACUCUUUUCCUCAUCAUUGCCCUCUGUGUCUCUUAAAUGUCUUGCGGUUGUUAUUUAUUCUUUGAGGUUUUUUAAUGAGUUCAUUGUAGCAUCUCAUUUUUGUUGUUGUAUAUAUUCUUGAAUUGUCUGUUACUUGGUACAUUAAAGU